AUGACCGACUCGGCGGCGGACUGCAAGGCGGAGGUCAAACAGGCGACGAAAUAUGUCAAAGAAACCGAGAACGUCGCAGAGAAAUACUCGGCGUUGACCGUCAGCAAAAACAGUGAUAUGAAUAUGAACGUGGGAGAACUGCCCACCGCGGCGUUCACCGCGGUGCCCACACUUAAAUCCGUCAAGAAGAUCCAGUUUGCUAACGCAGAGGACAAGCAGGAGUUCACCAAGUACCCAACCAAAGCCGGGCGUCGCUCGCUCUCCCGGUCAAUCUCCCAGUCUUCCACAGACAGCUACAGCUCAGCUGCCUCCUAUUCUGACAGCUCUGAUGAUGAGACCUCUCCAAGGGACAAAGCCCAGGUCAGCACCCAAGGCAGCAGUGACUUCUGUGUUAAGAACAUCAAGCAGGCCGAAUUUGGCCGUCGCGAGAUUGAGAUUGCAGAACAAGAUAUGUCUGCCCUGAUCUCCCUGAGGAAAAGAGCCCAGGGGGAAAAACCACUAGCCGGGGCAAAAAUAGUGGGCUGUACCCAUAUUACUGCUCAGACGGCGGUCCUCAUUGAGACCUUGGUAGCCCUGGGGGCCCAGUGUCGCUGGACUGCAUGUAAUAUCUACUCCACUCAGAAUGAGGUGGCGGCUGCCCUGGCUGAGACUGGAAUACCUGUUUUUGCAUGGAAGGGUGAGUCAGAGGAUGACUUCUGGUGGUGCAUUGAUCGCUGUGUCAACACAGAUGGCUGGCAGGCAAACAUGAUUCUUGAUGACGGGGGUGACUUGACUCAUUGGGUGUAUAAGAAGUACCCCAGCGUGUUCAAGAAGGUUCAGGGUAUUGUGGAGGAGAGUGUCACUGGGGUGCAUAGAUUGUACCAGUUGUCCAAGGCUGGCAAGCUGUGUGUCCCUGCUAUGAAUGUGAACGACUCGGUUACCAAGCAGAAAUUCGACAACCUCUACUGCUGCCGUGAAUCAAUUCUGGAUGGCUUGAAGAGGACGACUGACGUAAUGUUUGGAGGCAAACAAGUUGUUGUGUGUGGUUAUGGAGAGGUAGGGAAAGGCUGCUGCACCGCUCUAAAAGCGCUCGGGGCCAUUGUGUGCAUCACAGAGAUUGACCCCAUCUGUGCCCUGCAGGCAUGCAUGGAUGGCUUCAGAGUUGUCAAGCUUAAUGAGGUCAUUCGGCAGAUGGACGUGGUGAUAACCUGCACGGGUAAUAAGAAUGUUGUUACCAGAGAACAGUUGGACCGGAUGAAAAACGGCUGCAUAGUUUGCAAUAUGGGGCAUUCCAAUACUGAGAUUGAUGUGGCAAGUCUGCGUAGCCCCGAGCUGACCUGGGAGCGGGUUCGCUCUCAAGUGGAUCAUAUCAUUUGGCCCGAUGGCAAGAGGGUCAUCCUGCUGGCAGAGGGCCGGCUCCUCAAUCUGAGCUGCUCCACAGUGCCGACGUUUGUGUUGUCCAUCACUGCUACAACUCAGGCCUUGGCCCUGAUCGAGCUGUUCAAUGCUCCAGAGGGACGCUACAAACAAGAUGUGUAUCUCCUUCCUAAGAAGAUGGAUGAGUAUGUAGCCAGCUUGCACCUACCAAACUUCGAUGCCCACUUGACAGAGUUAUCUGAUGAGCAGGCCAAAUACAUGGGCCUUAACAAAAAUGGACCAUUUAAACCAAACUACUAUAGGUAA
Messenger RNA from Lampris incognitus (smalleye Pacific opah), 1662 nucleotides. RefSeq names its product adenosylhomocysteinase-like 1 (gene ahcyl1). Gene Ontology annotation, biological process: L-methionine cycle. Bases 1 to 1662 code for a protein of 553 amino acids. Gene Ontology annotation, cellular component: cytosol. Lineage: Eukaryota; Metazoa; Chordata; Actinopteri; Lampriformes; Lampridae. The record is from RefSeq and is a predicted model, not a curated record. The transcript is spliced from 16 exons.